Osmerus eperlanus (European smelt) is the source of this 1414-nucleotide messenger RNA. RefSeq lists its product as uncharacterized. The coding region runs from base 107 to 1228 and encodes 373 amino acids. The transcript has 8 exons. The record is from RefSeq and is a predicted model, not a curated record. Lineage: Eukaryota; Metazoa; Chordata; Actinopteri; Osmeriformes; Osmeridae.
GGGAAACUUAAAAAAGUCCGGGUAACUUAUUCUUUAUUCAUUGAGCUAUAAGUGAGAGUAACAACAAACAACAAAUGCAAAUGUUACUGACAUCCUUGUUAGUAACAUGACAAGCACCAGACUAUGCUGCCCAUAUCCCUCCCCCCAAAACCCACCAAGGAGUGCACCCGGAUGGCCAAACACCUCGCCCAUCACCAUCAGCUGUGAGCUGUCCACCGUCUCCCUUAAGGUUGCGGAGGGCAGCCCGCUCAACCACAAGGUCCGAGAAACAGUGAUCCCUGUAAGGAGUAGUGCCCGUUUCGGGGCCCCCAGUAAUAAUCCCUUCUUCUGUCGGAACAACCCUCACUCACAACGGGUGCACCACAUCAAAGGUAUCGAUGAGAGACCUAUCUGUGCACUGAAUGAUGUCAUCUUCGGCCAGAUGCCCCAGUACUGCUUGGGCAGGGUCAUGACUCCCGAGAAGUCUCUGGUGCUGCAGUGCAAGAUCCCCAUCUCAGCCAUCGGAACCAACACUACCUACCUGCCCACUGACGUUAUCACUGGCCUGCAGUUCUUUCCACUCAAAAUGAUUGAUUCAUCCUCCCUGAGGUUACUGACAGAAGCGUGGUGUGCGGAGUUACAGGAACUCACAGAGAAGAUUGGCCUCCUUGGACCCACUGGUAAAGGCUCCACCAUGCCCUCCUCCCCUCGGCCCAGCUCUGGGGCAGGUCUGGCUGGAUCUAGAGAUAGGGAGAGAACUCUGAAAAUGCAACUGAUGGUCAUAGACAUGCUGAGUCAGAUCCUCCAGAUGGAGUCCAUAGGGGAGAUCCAGCAGUGGAUGCUGAAUGCUGGUCACCGAGAAAAGGACCAGGUCCUUCUUCUUCUGCGUGCAUCCCUGGCUCAAGAGUCUGUCUCUGCCGGCGAGAUCCCUGAUAUAGAAGAGUUGACUAUGAUUCAGGUAGAGAACCAGUGCUUAGACUCCAGACUGGCAUCCAUCAGUGAGCAGGAUGCCACUAGAGAUCAGUCCUCAAAGAUGAUGUCAGACUCCAGUAAAAUGGAGUAUGCUGAGUCAGAGGGAUCCAAGCCCAGGACCUCCAGGGAGAGGCGGAGGGCCGGAGCACCCAGGACGACCUUCAGAGCGCUGGGCAGCCCCAGUGUGUGCCACCUCAACCAGAAGGUUGUCCUACGCUACACCAAGAGGUUCCUCUUACCCCAAACCACCUCUAAAGGGUUCCAGGGCAUGGCCUGACUACGCUCAGUUAUGGCUUGAUAGAGCCCUCUAAUAAAGCGCCCUCUGAACUGUCCUCUGGAUGUAGUUGUUGUUGUUGUUCAACCUAUCCACAGUUUUUGUUUGUCUCAUUUAAAAGCUUAUUGGAUUCUGACACUGACUCAGUGUCACUGAAUACUGUAGUUUGAGUGAGACUAAUCUAAUUUU